Messenger RNA from Pleurotus ostreatus (oyster mushroom), 4692 nucleotides. RefSeq lists its product as uncharacterized. Gene Ontology annotation, cellular component: endoplasmic reticulum exit site; ER to Golgi transport vesicle membrane. The record is from RefSeq and is a predicted model, not a curated record. Lineage: Eukaryota; Fungi; Basidiomycota; Agaricomycetes; Agaricales; Pleurotaceae. Gene Ontology annotation, biological process: autophagy; COPII vesicle coat assembly; Golgi organization. Bases 1 to 4692 code for a protein of 1563 amino acids. The transcript has 7 exons.
AUGACCACUGUCGAGGCCGCUGCUUCACUCUUUGGGUCGGACGACUCGACGCCAGAUCCAUUUGCCUCGUUGGGUGCACCCGAGGAAACUGACAACGGCAAUGGAUCCAUAACCAACUCGGAUUAUUGGUUAGAACCGUCGGCGGCCAACUCACCCCCGCCACCAAACCUACCAUCGACGGCUGAAGUCGCAGGGACCUAUGGUAGUGCACAGGCGUCCUACUCUAUACCUGCCACGAACGGUGGCAUCAACUAUUACGACGAAAACUACAGUCACGGCCACGGAUGGCAAGACACGCAAGUGAAUGGCCAUGGCUACGGCGGGCAGCAGGCCAAUACAUGGUCUUCUGCUCCCGCAUCUAAUCCGUAUGACCCAUACGCGCCGUAUACAAAUGGUUCGGCGGCGGCGGCGGCAGUUCCGCCAACCCAACCCUCUCAUUCAUAUGACCCGUACGCACCCCCGCCGCACGCUGACAAUGGCUCGGUGGUUCAGUCUACCCCAAACUCUUCUGCUCAUCCGUAUGACCCGUAUGCGCCUGUCCAAGCUUCCGCCGGCCCGACCGUGUCACAGGCAUUCGUGGAACCAGCAAGUCAUAUGUACGACGUUUACGCGCCCACGCAGGCGACAAGUGCUAGUUACACGGUGGCUCCCGCUCACUCGUACACGCCGGCUGCAUCCACUGCGGGGGGGACUACUACAACUUCCCAAUACGAUGUGCCGUAUCAGCCACCUGCUCAUACACCAUACCCUACCGCUGCCACGUCUGAACCACCUUCCAUCUCCGCGCCACCACCCCCCAAAGCACCUCUAGUCAGGCCUAAAGUUGUGAACGCCUAUGAUCCACCAUUUCCCACAACCACUAAGCCUGCUCGACGGACCAGCUCCCGUCCUGCACUCAAUACGUACCCAGCUACCAACACUCACAGCCAUAUCCAACAGCCUUCUUACGAGUCACAAUACUCUACGAAUGGAUCCCCAGCAGUGGUUCAUGAAACUCAAGCAGCGUACCAGGCACGCGUCGCCAACCCAGAAGCAUUCUUCAAUACCGUGUCCGGACUUCCUGCCCAGCAGCCGUUGGAAACUUCUCAAAUGCACGACCUUGGGCUCCCGUCCGUCUCACAUGACCACCCCGUCUUUGGACACACGUCCCCCUUCAUGGGACAUCAAGGCCUAUCCACAUCUCCGCCAACCCAGCAUUACUCUCCGUCCUUAGGACACAAUGCUACUGUUCCGAGAACAGCGUCACCGAACAUUCCUCAAACUCAUUCUCGGAGAGCAUCUCAAGACAUCUCUCCUCCGAAACGAGCCUUCACCCCGAGUUACAAUGAUUCCAGAUCAAUACAGAACUCGAGUUCUCCGGUAGUCAGUCGAGCGUUUAGUCCCAGCUCCAUCCCUAGGACUGCUUCACCCGCCUCUUUGAAUCACGUUGCUUCUCCGGAGUUUCAGCCGGCUCCGUACAACCCGUAUGCUCCCUCUUCGGUCGAUGAGAAUGGAUACGCUCCUGCAUAUCAACCAUCCACGUAUAGCCCACCGCAGCCUCUAGUCACGUCACCGAAUUUAUCGGAUGCUCGUAAUAGAGCCAUGUCCAACGGUUCGGUUUACUCUUUGCAAGGUAAAGAAGAUCCAUACGCUCCAGCAAAGCUUGAUCGUCGGCAGACGCUCCCCAUCAGCGAACCUCCUUAUAUGUCGCCACAGCUCAACGAACCUUCACAGUAUGGGUAUACACCAACGUCGGCGUAUAGUUCCUUCGUGAGUGGUGAACAAGAGCUGAUAAUCAAGCCCAACCAGUCUGCAUAUGCGCCCUCCCCCUCACUAAUGGGUAGCAAUGAUCCUCUGGGUCGCACUUCCGCUCGCGUCCCUAUCUUCAGCUUUGGGUUUGGAGGGAAGGUGGUUACAUGCUUCCAUGGCGCCGACUCCCUCAACACUGGGUUCGAUGUGGCGCUAGCUGCACGAAACUCAACAGGCGUCCAGAUACGAGUGCUGAAGAAUUUGGUUUCUCAAUCAGCUCUGAAUGCAUCUUCAGCCUCCUUCCCUGGGCCUUUGUUCUCUGAUCCUGGUACACCUACAACCAGCCUUGUGCGUACUGGCGCCAGCUCGCAGACCAAGAAUAAGAAGGCUCGGGUGGUGAAGUAUUUAGAGGAACGGGCGGAGGAACUUACACAGGGACUUAGUUAUGUACAUGCCGGAACUACGGAAGGUCGCAGAGAAGAGGGGAAACUUGCUCUUGUCAACUUGUUGAAGGUCAUGGUUGAGAACGAUGGGAAACUGUCUGGAACUUCUCAGAUCGACUCGGCAGUCCGCUCAGCGUUGAUUCCUCAUUUGGAGAACAGUGUAGGUGUGGCCGCUGAAACGCCAGUGCCUAUGGUUGGCCUUGGACUAUCUGUUGUACCGGAUGUGCACAGCGAGACGCCGCUUUCGACGACGGUCUUACGUUCCUCCGCUCUGGACACAAUCCAGGACUUCCUCGUCCGUGGUGAACGCAAGAAAGCUUACCAUUAUGCUCUUGAUGAAAAACUCUGGGCCCACGCUUUGGUGAUCGCAAGUGGCAUCGAUAAGGAGUCGUGGAAGGAAGCAGUGAACGAGUUCUUGAAGGUCGAGCUUGCAUCGAAAGUCGUUAAUGGCACAGCGCCGUCAAUGCACGCGUCCUCCCGACAGUCUAACCACGGCCGUAAAGCUCUGAGAGUGGCAUACAGUCUUUUCUCCGGUCAAGGGGCUGCUGCUGUACAAGAGUUGCAUCCUCAUACACUGUUAUCUCAAGGCAAACCAACCCUAACACUACCUCAGUUGAAUCAACUCACACCGACACCUUUAACCCCGAACUUCAGUUCUCCGAUCCCAUCUACACCAAUACCUUCGGAUACAUUGGCAUCUUGGCCUGAAACGAUUGCGAUGAUGUUGACCAACCCAUUGACAUCGGAAAUAUCCGCUGCUUUGACUGCACUGGGUGAUCAGUUGGCUGCCAACCAAUGGAUAGAAGCCGCUCACGUUUGCUAUCUUCUCUCCCCGCAGACAUCCCCAAUAGGUGGCAUCGGCAAUCCGUCUGCCCGUAUUGUAUUGCUUGGGAGUCGGAGUCCUCAGACUUGGUCUGGCUUUACAAGAGAUUCCGACCCUAUCGUCUUUACUGAGAUCUUUGAGUUUGCGCUGUCUCUUGUCACACCAGCGAAAGGACAGGAAUCUUUCAAUGGUUUCCCUCAUCUACAGGCUUACCGAUUCAUGCGCGCCAUGGCUCUGGCCGAACUUGGCCAUGUCCAGGAAGCAAACAGGUAUUGUGAAGCGAUCACAGCUGCUCUCACCCGAGGGUCUCCGUACUUCACACCGAUCUUUGUUGAGCAACUCAAAGGUUUAAUGGACCGUUUGAUUGGAGCUCCCAAUCUCGAUAAAACCGGCUCAUGGAUAGGCUCGAAGUUAAGCAAGCCCAGUCUGGAUUCGAUUGGCGGUUGGUUGGAGGGAAGAUUUACCAAGCUUGUGACGGGAGAUACGGAUCCUGGCAGUCCAGUAGCGGAACCUAAGGCAGAUUCGCAACCAUUUGGACCGUUCUCUCACUAUAGCUCCAUUUCAUCCGCUACUCAAUCCGCUCGUUCGUCACCGCAGCCGUCGUUGCACGCGUAUCCUGUGGGCCUUCCCAAUCCCAACGGACACAAUCAUAUUGAUCGUGCAUCGUCUGCCAUGGAUUACAUACGGCGUAAACCUUCGCCUGUGCCACGCAUAGCAUCUGCAAGUGCCACGGCAACGACCUUUGCGCAGGCUCCUUCGUUCGGACAGUCCUAUCAAAGCCCUUAUAGUCCGAACGGAAUCCCCAGUCCUGGGCAAGAGAUGGCUACACCACGGCCUGUGGGUGACGAUCACGAGGAUGCUGGCCAGGAAGUCGGUUGGUGGGGCGCAUCUUCCUACGGACAGAACGCUUCCAAUCAAACCCCCACGGCCAGCUCAUUCAUGAAGGUCGAUGCGCCCGUCACUGAGUCGGCAGACGGUUUCAUCUCAUUGAUGGACACUCCAUCAUAUGGAACACCCUCGCCCACUUAUUCUAGUGGUAGUGGGAAGCCUCAGUCUUACUCCCCAGCGGACGACGACGACGAUUUAGGUUUGGGUAAUAAUGGUAGCAGGAAGAAAGACGCGAAGGGUCUAGAUGCUCAGUCAUCCUCUUCCCCUGCGCCACCUGCAGAGCAGCCCAAAAAAUCAGACCCUCAACCGAAUGAAGGCCAGACGGGAUCUUGGUUCAGUCUCAGCCGACUCUGGAAAAAGAGCGACGCCCCUGGACCAAUCAAAGCCAAUUUGGGAGAAGAGACGUCCUUCUACUAUGACCCAGAAACAAAGCGCUGGGUUAACAAGAAGGCGGGUGCGGAGAAUGCACCCAAACCAGCUGCCCCGCCACCCCCACCGUCAAGAGCGCAGACAGCUUCCCCCGGGAGAACGUCCAAUUUCUCGAUGGGAGGGGGAAAUUCUGCCCCGCCACCGCCGCCUCGCGCAGCAUCUGCGAUCGACCUGAGCACUUCGCCUCCGAGCAAAACAGUGAUGCGCGUCCGUUCCAACUUAGCGCCUCCCCCUACAGCGGAGUCCGCUCCUAGCACACCAACUGGCAUGAGAUUGUCACCAAACGGCGGCCCACCACCACCACGGCCGAAAUCUCAAGCAACGAAGCGUAACAUCCGCAGUCGCUACGUGGACGUGUUCUCAGGGGAGGGGGCGAAUUAA